GACGAGAGAGAUGCGAAUCGAAUCGUCUGAUCAGACUUACCAGAGGGACCGAAGGAAUCGAAUGCUUGGAUUGAGCAGCGUCUGUGGCCGAGUACGGUCGCGGCUAGUCAAUCGAGCUGGAUUCUUCCAGCGUGUGUUGCGAUUUCGCAACAAGCUGAAGGCCUAGUUUACGUUUGCGAAA
Molecule: messenger RNA, 181 nt
Organism: Mixia osmundae IAM 14324
Lineage: Eukaryota; Fungi; Basidiomycota; Mixiomycetes; Mixiales; Mixiaceae
Exons: 1
Coding region: 11-166 (51 amino acids)
Source: RefSeq, a predicted model, not a curated record